CAACACACGUGUACGUUUCCUCUCCCCGAAGGACGGAAGCGUGCGCUUACGAGCUGGCUCCGGGAAGCGCGCAGACCACGGAGAAGGAGUUCCUGCCCCACGCAACAGAAGCAGGUGAAGAUGUAUGGGGAAUGAAAGAUGCCAAGACAAACAACCAUUGCUGUUACUGUGGCCUCCCUGUUGGGCAUUGCAGCAGGAGGCCUGAUUUUCUGGAAAGUCAUCCGGCGUCAGAAACAAAAAUAUUGCGUUGCACGUAACCUAGGAAGAGCAGUCCAAGAAGGAGAAAAGGAAGACCCCUCGGAAGAGAAUUUUCUCUCGCUCCAUUCUUCCGCCACAAUCUCCUGGGUGGAGAAGAUUCUUGGGGCAGAAGUGGUGGUAAUUUCUGAGGCAGAGCAGUGGAAUGAAUUGGAACCCUUUAUUCAGAAAGUGUUGGUGUGUUGUCCAGUCCUUGGAAUUGACUGUGAGUGGGUCUCAGUCAAAGGGAAGAAGUAUCCGCCUGUGUCUCUCUUGCAACUGGCUGUUUACAGUGGUUUUUGCAUUAUUCUUCGCUUGCCCCAGCUGACCAGAGGUGGACAGGUUCUUCCAAAGACUUUGCUGGACAUUCUGGCAGAUGGUAGCAUCCUGAAAGUUGGGGUAGGGUGUUGGGAAGAUGCUUGCAAGUUACUUCAUGGCUACAGUGUAACAGUGAAAGGGAGCGUGGACCUUCGGUAUCUAGCCGUAAGACAGAAUAAGGUCCUUCCCCAAAAUGGACUCAGCCUCAAAGCUCUUUCUGAGAAGAUCCUCAGCUACCCACUUGACAAGUCUUUUCACCUGCGCUGCAGCAACUGGGAAGUAGAAGAACUGACUGCAGAACAGGUUGCUUAUGCUGCCAGGGAUGCCCAGGUGUCAGUAGCUCUGUUCCUCCACCUGCUGAACUUGCCCUUCCUUCCAGCAGGCUGUAAAUAUGCUCUUCUUCCUGGUUGGGAAAAAGUCCUUAAGAUGUGUCAGGGUUUGGCAGAUGUACCUUUCAAAGGAAUAAACAGGAGUAGCUUUGGAGAUGACGGAAACACAGGAGGCCCAAAGAAGAAAAGAAACAUUCCAAAGUCAGUAAAUGAUGGACAGUCCCCUGUGAACCAACAAUCAAAGGAUCCUCGAAAGUACAAGCGAAAGCCGUUGGGCAUUGGAUAUUCUGUUAGGAAAUCUCCCUUGUAUGACAAUUGCUUCUUACAUGCACCAGACGGGCAGCCUCUAUGCACUUGUGAUCGCAUGAAGGCUCAGUGGUACCUUGACAAAGGCAUUGGAGAGUUAGUGAGCACGGACCCAUUUAUUGUGAAGCUACAGUUUGAACCUUCUGGGCGCCCUGAAUCUAAAGCGGAUUAUUACUUGACUGUCAAAGAGAACCUUUGUGUUGUGUGUGGCAAAAGAGAGUCUUAUAUUCGGAAGAACAUAGUUCCUCAUGAGUACCGGAGGCACUUCCCCAUCCUGAUGAAGGACCACAACUCCCAUGACGUGCUUCUCCUCUGCACUUCCUGCCAUGCCAUCUCCAAUUACUAUGACAACCAUCUCAAGCAGCAGCUGGCUGAGGAGUUUGGUGCCCCCAUUGGUUGCGAGGAGGGCAUCCGCCUCCUGGAAGACCCCAUCCGCAGGCAGGUCCGCUCAGGCGCCAGGGCUCUCUUGAAUGCAGACAGUCUUCCCAAUGCCAGGAGGGAGGAGUUGCUACAGGUGAUCAAGGACUACUUUGACUCUGUGACCGUUUCCCCGGAGAUGCUGCAGGAAGCAGCUGGACUGGAAACCAGGAUUUGUAACGAGAGCUACAUGCCACAUGGCCUAAAAGUGGUACAGUGUUUUUCCCGCGGGGGCCUUCGCUCCCUCAUGCAGCUGGAGAGGCGCUGGCGACAACACUUCUUGGACGUUAUGAAGCCCAGGUACCUCCCGACGCAGUGGUCUGUCAGUCACAAUCAUGAGAAGCUGAUCCAAAAAUAUGGGGAGGAUCUCCAGGUCGAACUCUCUUGAAGCGUAAUGAGGAUUAAUACACUAAGAAGGUGACGGGAAAUAUACUUGGGAAAUAAACUGGGGCUCUUUGUUUUCCAUUAUGCACCAAUACUGGAUGUGCAGGAUCCUGCUCAGAUUGCCUGUCGCUUAGGAAAUCGGCAAAACCAUGAGAAAUGGUUAAAACAUCUUUUUAAAGUUCUGAAUAAAUUUUAAGUACAGUACUAUUUGAACCCUUUGUUUCUGUGCUGCAUUGUUACACAAAGGCUACUGUAGCCAGAUUUUUGUCAGGGAGGGACUUCCAGGAUCACGAAGGAUGUCAUGGUGGCAAUGAAUACUGUUUUAAAGUAACAAGUGUGUUCCCUCUGGUCCCGGUCUCCUCAGCAGACUGCAGUAAGCCUAUUUUAACUUUACCUUUGUGGUAACUGGAAAAAGCAAUAGAAGAUAAUGUCAGACUGGUGGUGUUACAGCACAAGGUGUAUUUGAAGCUGUUGAGUGCUUGAAUUUCAUCCCAAACAAGAGCUUUUCAAGUUCCCAUCUGUCCAGGCUCAAGCACUCACUUGACCAGUGACACCAGGGGAAGGGAAAGGACUGUUCAGGAAUUCCUGACUAAGCCACAGGCAGUUUCGAGAAGACCACUCCUUUAUUGAAAGACUGAGGCAUGUGGAUGUUUUGUUUUUCUGUCCCUCAUUCUAUUACCCAAGUAAGAAAUACUGGCAAAUACUAGGUGCAAACUGCCUUAACAGCAUCUCAUAGCCACUUUUUCUCUAUGGUGGAGCCAGUCUGCUAGCUUCCCAGCAAGUGCGUUGCUAUUUUGGUUCUCACGCUGUUUCAGAAAGUGCAAAUUAGGUGGGUUCCCCUUUAAAGGUGAACUGAAUGAAUUUCUCAUCCCUAGUCUGAAGCAAGAUCUCUACCUUGACUUCUGGAAGGUGUUGAAAUUCAAUUCGUAUUUAAAUGUGAACCUACCUAAGCUUGAACUUUCCAGAACAUUACGAGAUCCAAAACAUAGCCAGCCUUCAAAAUGCACAGCUCACUGAAUUUUGAGAAGCUGCUCUCCAGCCAAACAAUGUUUACAGAAACACAUAUAUCAGGGGAAAGUGUGCAGAAAAAUGAUUAUAUUUGCCGGGGGAAAUGUGCAUUGGUCAAAACUAUAUACAAGAAUGUCUGUGUGUGAGGAUCAACGCUGAUCAAUUUUCACGCCGUUUAAAAAAAUAAACCCACCAAUUGCUGUGGAAACGCGUCAAACUGAUUUUAAGAUUGGAGAAAUAUUAAUCUGAGAGAACUGAGAUUGACAGGUCUGUCCAUCCCUAUUCCAGACACAUGGAAGAGGAGAUUGUUACUAAAACUUACUGCAAAAUUAAACAACAACCGACUGCUAUCUUAUUAACCAAGAAUCACUGUGGCAUAUGAAUCCUGAGAAGUUAAGUGGCUGAGGCCUCAUCUGCAGUAUCAUACUACUUUAAGCAGUCAUGUCUUCUCCCAAAGAACAGUAGUUUGUUAAGAGAUCCCAUUCCUUUCACAGUUACAAUUGCCAGAGUGGUUUAAUGAUCAGUCCCUCUUCCCAGGGAACUCUGGGAAUUGUAGUUCUGUGAGGGGAAUCCUAAUACCCUUAGGGUCUUUUCUGCUUGCCACAAUUAGCUCCCUAGAGCUAGAACUAAAAAUAAGACUUUUCUUCAGUUGCUUAGUCCAGCAUCUGGACUGAUAGUUCAUUGAUAUGAUUUUAAAACUCCUGAUACUUGAGGUUUGCCAGGCUUGUACUGGCUCUCAGUCUGAUCAGAUUCUGUCACCUUUACACUCUUUGGUGCGGGAGGAAGACCAUUUUUAUUUACCCAGGCUUUUUAAAUCUUUGCCUCUUAAUGCAAUUAAUUUCAGAUCUGCAGUGUACUUUUAGUGAUGCUGUGCAUCUUGUACUGUUUUACUGGUCGCUGCUGACAUUUUUAUGCUGCUGUUUUAUUGUUUCAUUGAUACUGUAUUUUAGUGUUUUGUUGCUGCAUGCUGCCCCCUGAACACUGAUAUUGGGCUGCAUACAAAUACUGUAAAUAAAUUGAAACAAGCUGCCUUGCAAUGGAAAGGGGGGAAUGGCUACAUGAAUCUUAACUAACCUCACAGGGUGCUGUGAGGUCUAACCGUUAUUUAUACAUUCUAGGGAAUUUAAUUGGGUUUUUAAAAAAGAAAAGAAAUAAAAACUGUGCUACCAGCUAUUUGUGUUCACCAUUAAUAUUUGAUAGGAGUGUCAACAUUUCUGCGCAUUUUAACAUUGUUGAAUAAAUCUUAGUUUUAAAGAAAUGAUA
This is a messenger RNA of Lacerta agilis (Sand lizard), 4259 nucleotides long. It is a transcript of the gene EXD2, whose product is annotated as exonuclease 3'-5' domain containing 2. Lineage: Eukaryota; Metazoa; Chordata; Lepidosauria; Squamata; Lacertidae. The coding region runs from base 139 to 1992 and encodes 617 amino acids. The transcript has 9 exons. Gene Ontology annotation, molecular function: nucleic acid binding; 3'-5' exonuclease activity. Gene Ontology annotation, biological process: nucleobase-containing compound metabolic process. The record is from RefSeq and is a predicted model, not a curated record. Gene Ontology annotation, cellular component: nucleus; cytoplasm.